UGCUGGAACCAACGAUUAUUUCCAUGAUAGAUUAUCAAUUAAAAGAGGAAUGAUCAGAGAAAGAUUUAACGCUCUGAAUUCUGUUUUUUUUUCGCGGGUCCGCGAACGCAGCGCAGGCGGAUCUCCGGGUGGUUUUUUUCUGAGCAGCAGUUCGUUGAGUUGGAGUCACAGGGUGGAGAACUGAAGCUCAAACUUCCUCCUCAUACGUCGGAUCGAUCAGCGCUGAUCAGAUCAGAUCGAUGGAUUAGAGGAUCAGCUGCUGCAGAGACAUGGAGCGUGUGUGUGCGUGGCUGGUGUGCGUGUGCAUGUUGAGCGUGUGUGUUGAGGCUCACGGCGGAUUGGACAGAAGUGACCACGCCCACCUGGACCACCAACACCACCAUCAUCUGGUUUCCAAUGGCAACGCAGCCUCAGAUCUGUGUGUGAUAGACCAGCAGCUCUGUCAGGAUGAGAACUCCCUGCUGAGCUUCGAGGCGAUCUGCAGCAUCCACAAGCUGAUGGACGACGACGCCGACGGCACGGUGGACACGACUGAGACGGACGAGUUUCUCAGGGAAGACCUGAAGUAUCACGAUCCCAAAGCCAAACACAGUAGCUUCCAUCGAGCCGACCUGCACAUCAGCGUGGAGGACAUGUGGAACGCCUGGAAGAGCUCUGAAGUGUAUAACUGGACGGUGGAGCAGGUGGUGGACUGGCUGGUCGUCAGUGUGGAGCUUCCUCAGUACGCAGAGACCUUCAGGAGACUCCAGCUGGACGGCAGAGCCUUACCCAGGCUGGCGGUGAAGAACACCACCCUGACGCUGUCGGUGUUGAAGAUUUUAGACAGAAGUCAUUCUCAGAAACUGCAGCUCAAAGCUCUUGACAUCGUGCUGUUUGGACCUCCACCAGGCCGACAGAACCGGUGGAAGGACCUGGUUCUGGGCGUGUCCAUGCUGAUGGCUCUGGGCGGCUGCUGGUUCGCCUACAUCCAGACCCGCAGGUCCAGAGACGACCUGGGGCGGCUGAUGAAGGACCUGGAGGGUCUGCAGAGGGCGGAGCAGAGUCUGCUGGACCUGCAGGAGAAGCUGCAGCAGGCUCAGGAGGAGCAGCGCUGCGUCCAGGUGGAGAAGGUGAAGGUGGAGGAGGAGCUGAGGAUCGAGAUCGACUCGGCCAAACAGGAAGCUCAGCGGCUCAGAGAGCUCAGAGAGGGAACGGAGAACGAGAGGAGCCGACAGAAAUACGCCGAGGAGGAGCUGGAGCAGGUACGGAUGGCGUUGAAGAAGGCGGAGCGGGAGCUGGAGUCGCGGGCUCACUGGGCGCCGCCGGAGGCUCUGCAGAAGUGGCUGCAGCUGACGCACGAGGUCGAAGUUCAGUACUACAACAUCAAGAAACAGAGCGCUGAGAGGCAGCUGCUGCAGGCCAGGGAGGGGGCGGAGAAGAUCAAGAAGAAGAGGAGUUCUCUGUUCGGGACGUUUCAUGUGGCUCACAGCUCCUCACUGGACGACGUCGACCAUAAGAUCCUGUCGGCCAAACAGGCCCUGGCCGAGGUGACGGCGGCCCUGCGGGAGAAGCUCCACCGCUGGCAGCAUAUCGAGUCUCUAACAGGGUUCUGUUUGGUCAAUAACCCGGGUCUGGGAGCGCUGGCUGCCGCCCUCAACCUGGACCCGUCCUUCCUGGGCCUGCGACCUGCGACCCCUCAGCACCUCCUCCUCUCUGAUGACCUGGACGACAUGGACGAGGACAUCCUGUCUCCUGGGACGCUGCAGUACGCAGCGUGGCAGAUGGACCGGCGAGUGAGCGACCUCUGGCCCCUGAGUGGCAUCGCAGACACCCAGUCACCAUGGAAACACUCCGCCCAGAGUCUGAUGCCCCUGCGACAGAGAAUGGGAGACCCCGCUAUGACGUUCAGCUCACAGAGCCUCCCGCCUGCAGGGGGAGCUGUGACGAGCAGGAAGCAGCGCUGUCGCUCCGGCAGCUUCGGGGACAUUAUGAACCACUCAGACUCUGACUCCUCCCUGCCUCUCUCUCCCGGCGAAUCCCGAAGCCUGUACAGCUCCAAGCCCUUCCCCCUGUCAUCCAGGCUCCACCCCCUGCAGGGUCAGGCCUCGGGGCUCGCAGGAGGAGGAGGAGGAGGCCUGGAGAAGUGCUCCAGCCUUGGGGAGCUGAGGGGCAACCCCGCGGCUGUCCUCGCCUCCUCCUGCUCCACCCGCUCCCUCUGUAUCACGUCCGACGCCACUGACAGCCCGCUCGUCUUCUCGUCCUCCGCCUCGUCCGGCUCGCUGGGCGGCGGCCGGGGGCCCGGCCUCCAGCUCCCGGCCAGGAGGAGCCCCAUGGAGGAGAAUGGAAGUGAGGAGAGCGAGUCGUCCGGCAGCCGCAGGAGAAACGCCUUCAAUAAGAUCUUUAAGAAGAAGCAGGGACGUCACUGAACCUGAACAUCUCACCUGCUGUAACUGACUCAUGAUGAGACUUUCAUCUUCAUCAUGAUGAAGAACCUGUCGCUCAGAGAAAAGACCCGUUUUUAACGCUUCAUCUACUUUCAUCUUAUUUUAUGUUUGAUCUUUUCUCUCCAUGAACUGAACAGUGGGCACAGAGAUGAGUCCACGAAGAAGAACAGGAAGAAAGAAGAAGAAAGAUUUUGACUUUUUUUUAAGGAUUUUUUUCGUUUCACGUUCACCUGCUGGAUUCAGCUUCACUUCGUUUGUCUAUUUUCUCUAUUUUCAUGCCAGAAAUCAGUUUCUUUAGUUUCCUUGACUCCGUGUCCAUUAGAGAAAUAACUGGGGCUGUAUCCAGUCUGUCACAGGUUUGAUUCCUGCAGCGCCAGGUUCUGAUCUGAGUUUAUCAGUGAGUGUAAGGACAGUGACGGAGGUUAAUGAAGGUGAGCUUCUUCAUAACUCUGGUGACUGCUCUUGUGAGCAUACUAGCAAUGCUAGCCCCUGCAGUUUGUUUACAGCCCUCCCCACACUGUUUCCUGUUUCCUCCUCACCACAACACGGCGGGUUUCACCUGCAGCAGAAGGUCACUUCACUAGUUUCUCCACUGGGGGGCAGAUUAGAGUCUGAUCAUCCUAAAACAUCAACAACAGUCUGGAGCUGUGUGAUGACCUGAGCUAACAGUUCAUGUACCACGAACAGAAACCAGUAACAAACUGGGACCAGACUGACCUGAACAGACGACGGUCAGCCUGAAUGCAUUGUUAAAGCAGGGGAUUAUGGGAAACUGAGGACCAAAUGGUACAGCAGGACAGAAUCAGGCUGCAGGUCUCUGAGGACGAGCGUCGGACACACGAGGCUCGUCUUGUUUCAUUGUUUAUUCAGAGUGGAUUUUAUUAUCUGAGUGUAAGUAGAUGAAGGGCUCUGUUUCUAUGACGGUGCGUCACCACAGCUGACAUCACGUUGAUCAAAUAUCCGCUCAGAGUCAUGAUGAGUCCAUUAAUCAUUAAAUCACUUUCACCAGAAAAUUAAUGACUAAAUAUUUUAAUAAUCAAUUUAUUGUUUCAAUCGUUUUCCGGUACCUCUUAUAAAGGAUUUAUGGAUGUUUAUAACUAGUUUAUUCAUCAGCUUGUUUGCACUUUAUAAAUCUGCAUCUGCUGCUGCAAAUCUUUGUGAACUGUUGACUCUGCUGUGCUCAGGGAGUUUUCAUAGACAAAACAAUUAAUUGAUGAAGCAAGAAAAUAAUCAGAAGUUUAAUCAAUAAUGAAAAUAGUCGAUAGUUGCAGCCCUCAUUUAAUUUAAAGUUCUUGUACAGUUACAUCUGACAACAUUUGAACAUAUUGGUCAGUCAGAUAUUACAUAUAAAUAUAUAUAUAUAUAUAUAUUAGUAUUAGUGUGAGGAUGGAGAAGUUGAUGCUCCACCUCCACAUCCUGAAGAUGAAGCUCCGCCCCCCCGUCAUGAAAACAGAGCCUGAGGUCGUUCUGUUAUUUUCACUGUUUGAUUUUCACCUGUGAGAUUUUAAAGAGAAAGUGAUCCAUUGGCCAACGUGUGUGUGUUGUGUCUGAGGCAGGAAGUGAAGUUUAACUUUAUUUACUCUGAACAAAGAUGGCUGUCACAGUUUGUUUACUUAAAGAGAACAGCUGUCAGUGAGAGGACUUCAUUACCCAGAAAUCCUCUCACAUGGUGCCAAUAAACUAAACAGAGAGUCCACACACGUCGGACAGAAAAGAAUGUUCUGUUGCUACUUGCAGGAACUUUAUUCAAUAUUUGUCUUUAUUUAUAAUGUAAAACCAGCAAUAAACAAAUAAACAAAC
This is a messenger RNA of Seriola aureovittata, 4223 nucleotides long. Its product is annotated as stromal interaction molecule 1-like. The coding region runs from base 270 to 2405 and encodes 711 amino acids. Gene Ontology annotation, cellular component: plasma membrane; endoplasmic reticulum. The transcript is spliced from 15 exons. NCBI's taxonomy places the organism in Eukaryota, Metazoa, Chordata, Actinopteri, Carangiformes, Carangidae. The record is from RefSeq and is a predicted model, not a curated record. Gene Ontology annotation, biological process: intracellular calcium ion homeostasis; store-operated calcium entry; activation of store-operated calcium channel activity. Gene Ontology annotation, molecular function: calcium ion binding; protein binding; calcium channel regulator activity.